GAUUAUUUUGUAGUUUUUGUGCAUUUAUUGUCAAAAUUUGUUUAGAAUGAGUUAUAUAUUAAUCUAGAAUUUAUCCAAAGUUUUUAUUUAUGUCAUACUCGAUAUGAUGCUAAAUACUGCAUAUGCGAUACAAUUCACUUCUGAAGAAAUUUGUUAUUUUCGAUAAAAAGGGCUGCAUGUAAUUUAUGUAUCCACUUGAUAGAUAUUAAUAAAGAAAAUAAUAAAACUGAAAAAUAAAAACCUUAUAUUUAAUAGUUUUUUACGAAGAAUCUACGUAUAACAAUUGAUAAUCACGGAAAUUGGAGGAGAUAUGCCAGCAGCUACGUUAGGUAGCAUUCAACAUCCAAAUAAUGAGGAUUGCGGUAUCCGAGAUGUUUGGGCUCACAACCUGGAAGAUGAGUUCCGAACAAUAAGGCAGAUUGUACAAAAAUACCAGUAUGUGGCGAUGGAUACAGAAUUUCCAGGUGUUGUUGCUAGACCUAUUGGUGAAUUUAGGAGUUCCGCAGAUUAUCAAUAUCAGAUGUUGAGGUGCAAUGUCGAUUUAUUGAGAAUCAUUCAGUUGGGCCUUACAUUUUUAGAUGAUAAUGGUAAAACGGCUGGAGGUUCAUACACAACUUGGCAGUUCAACUUUAAAUUCAAUCUACAGUCUGUAUUUUUAAGGGAAGACAUGUAUGCUCAGGACAGUAUAGAUCUACUGACUAAUUCUGGGAUACAGUUUAAAAAACAUGAAGACGAAGGCAUUGAGCCGUUAGAAUUUGCCGAGCUGUUGAUGUCAUCGGGCAUAGUACUAAUGGAGAACAUAAAAUGGCUAUCAUUUCACUCUGGCUAUGAUUUUGGUUACCUCAUCAAAUUAUUAACAGACAACAAUUUACCUCAAGACGAAAAUGAGUUCUUUGAUCUGUUAAAGUUGUAUUUUCCAACAAUAUAUGAUGUCAAGUAUCUUAUGAAAUCCUGUAAAAACUUAAAGGGUGGCCUUCAAGAGGUAGCUGAACAAUUGGAUUUGGAAAGGAUUGGGCCCCAACAUCAGGCAGGAUCUGAUUCCCUACUGACAGGCAUGGCAUUUUUUAAAAUGAAGGAGAUGUUCUUUGAAGACACUAUUGAUGACUCAAAGUUUUCUGGACAUCUUUAUGGACUCGGUACUUCUUUCGCAGUAAAUGGAACCUCAAAUAACUAUGCAAAUGAUAACGGCGACACGACGAACUCCUCAUGAAAUCCAUUUAUACUUUGUUUAUUUAAGCUGUUAAGCGUAAGAUAGAAAACGUGAAUUAUUACAA
Messenger RNA from Anoplophora glabripennis (Asian longhorned beetle), 1274 nucleotides. Its product is annotated as CCR4-NOT transcription complex subunit 7. The record is from RefSeq and is a predicted model, not a curated record. Lineage: Eukaryota; Metazoa; Arthropoda; Insecta; Coleoptera; Cerambycidae. Gene Ontology annotation, cellular component: CCR4-NOT complex; CCR4-NOT core complex; P-body. The coding region runs from base 311 to 1210 and encodes 299 amino acids. The transcript is spliced from 6 exons. Gene Ontology annotation, molecular function: nucleic acid binding; poly(A)-specific ribonuclease activity.